CCAUCCAAUGGCGACGCUUAUCUCAUGAAAAUUAAGAACCAGGCCUUCGCCGUAGUAGGAUUCGGGCAAAUUCGAGUGCUGGAGACGGGGUGCGCCGUCACCGCGCUUUCUGCAUCGGGUUACGCCAUUCAUCCAGGGUCAUUCGGUUCACCGGUGUAACGAAGAUGAUGGCCACUUCACAGGCGCGCGUGCCUCCGUUUUCCUCAUGACCGACCAGCGGCGGCAGCAUCAUCUGCGUGCGGGUUUGGGUUUGUCUCACACCGGGCUGGCGUGGAACCGAUCCCACCGUCUGGCGGAGCGUCUGCCAGGUAUUGCGUGGCUGAGUCACCGUUGGAGUGUCUGAAGGGUCGCGAGAGAGAGAGUGAAAGUGAAGGAGGAGGCUGAGACGUUACAUCACAACGUGGCAGAGAAAGUGAGAGGAAGAGUGUGAGAGAACAGGAGAGCAAAUCGAGACGGGCGUAAGGGAGAGCGAGGGAACAGGACACAACCACCAGCAGGAAGUCGAGCACUUGACUGACCCUUGAACUCUGACCUCGGAGCCAACAUGAACGACCAGAACGUAGUGAAAGAGGGAUGGGUGCAGAAGAGAGGUGAAUACAUCAAGAACUGGAGGCCGCGGUACUUCCUGUUAAAGACGGAUGGGUCGUUUAUUGGAUAUAAAGAGAAGCCGCAAGAUGCAGAUUUAGCGUAUCCGCUCAACAACUUCUCUGUCGCCAAGUGUCAGCUGAUGAAGACGGAGAGACCGAAGCCCAACACCUUCAUCAUCAGGUGUCUGCAGUGGACCACUGUGAUCGAGCGCACCUUCCAUGUGGACUCGCCCGACGAGAGGGACGAGUGGGUCGAGGCUAUUCAGAUGGUGGCGGACAAGCUGGCCAAACAGGAAGAGGAAGGAAUCCUGUGUAGCCCCAUCUCUCAGAUCGAAAACGUCAAUGAGGAGGAGAUGGACACGUCAACCAGUCAUCACAAACGAAAGACAAUGAAUGACUUUGACUAUCUGAAGCUGCUGGGGAAAGGCACGUUUGGGAAGGUGAUUCUAGUGCGAGAGAAAGCCAGCGGCACAUAUUAUGCAAUGAAGAUCCUGAAAAAGGAGGUUAUUAUUGCCAAGGAUGAAGUGGCUCACACGCUCACGGAGAGCAGAGUCCUGAAGAACACGAGGCAUCCGUUUCUAACUUCGCUGAAGUACUCAUUUCAGACGAAGGAUCGUUUAUGUUUUGUUAUGGAGUAUGUGAAUGGAGGAGAGUUGUUUUUUCAUUUGUCGAGAGAACGCGUGUUUUCGGAGGAUAGGACCCGUUUCUACGGCGCUGAGAUCGUUUCUGCGUUGGAUUACUUGCACUCUGCGAAGAUUGUUUACCGUGACCUGAAGUUGGAAAACUUGAUGUUGGAUAAGGACGGUCACAUAAAGAUCACUGAUUUCGGCUUGUGUAAGGAGGGCAUCACAGACGCCGCUACCAUGAAAACGUUCUGCGGGACUCCGGAGUAUCUGGCCCCUGAGGUAUUGGAGGACAAUGAUUACGGGAGAGCCGUGGACUGGUGGGGUCUGGGAGUCGUUAUGUAUGAGAUGAUGUGUGGACGCCUUCCCUUUUAUAAUCAGGACCAUGAGAAGCUGUUUGAACUAAUUCUGAUGGAGGAGAUAAAGUUUCCCAGAACCCUCUCUGCAGACGCCAAGUCUUUACUGUCUGGAUUACUCAUCAAAGACCCCAAUAAGAGGCUCGGAGGAGGUCCGGAUGAUGCUAAGGAAAUCAUGAGACACAGUUUCUUCACAGCGCUGGACUGGCAGGACGUCUAUGACAAAAAGCUGGUACCACCGUUCAUGCCCCAGGUAUCAUCUGAAACCGACACCAGGUAUUUUGACGAGGAGUUCACAGCGCAGACCAUCACCAUCACACCUCCAGAGAAGUAUGACGAGGACGGGAUGGACUCGGCCGAUAGCGAACGGAGACCACAUUUCCCACAAUUCUCGUAUUCAGCCAGCGGGCGGGAGUGAUGUCAUCAAAUGCCACCAUUUAAGGAGCCCCGCGUAGCCAUGCUAGAAAGAGCCCCCCUCUCUCUCCCCCUCCGUUUAAUUACCGAUAGUCAUAGCGAGUUGUUUUUGUUGCUUUCUGUUCAUUUUUUUUUUAUUUUAUGUGGGACUUUAAAGGGGUUUUGCACAGUUGGGUGAGACUUGAGCUAGUCGACCCACAUUUAAAAAGUCUUGUACACUUUCAGCUUGUUGUUUACAGAUCAUGGACGGUGUUUUUUGGGAAAUAUGAUCAGUAUUGUUGAAGACCUGGAGCAUUUUUUUUUUUUUUUUUUUUUGCACUUGUUUGAAAGAGCCGUUGUGGGGAACAAACCAAAAAUGUUGCCUUAUGUGUGUGGAUCUCAUCAGACAGACAGACAGACAUGUAGUUGGGGUUAUUAGAUGCAGCAGUAGAUCUGUUCCUGUGAGGCUCACCAAUUUAAUUUUGUUCCUGAUUUUUAACACACACACAUCCUCUGUCUGAGGCGUUGAAGAGUUUUGUUUCUCACUUUUGGUAAAAAUGAAUUCUAAGAAAGUGGGAAAAAGUAUGUCAGAGGACACUAGUGUUAAUAUUUGCAUAUUUUCUUUAUAGUUUUUAUCCACACGCUCUGAUAUGAAGGUUUGAGUUCAAACACUACCAUACAACAAACUGCCGUUACUGUAAAGGUCUCUCAGGCAAUUCAGAGCACAAGUGUGAAUCUCACGAAACCGUCAAGAACAUGUCUGUCAUAUUUCACUGCAAAAUCAUGAAGAAAAAAAAUUAUAUUUUGCAUGAAGACAAAUAUUUUAAGCAUCACUAGCAUGUUUUUGCAUCGCGAAGUUAUUUUCAUGACAAUUUCCUCCCAUGUUCUCAUUACCGUAAUGCAAAGAAAAUCUCAUUCUCAUUACCGUAAUACAGUAAAAUUAUAGUAUAAUAUUAUUUUAAUGUAAUAAUAAAAUACAUUAUAUUAAAAAUUACUAAAUAACACUUUACAGUACAGUUUCAUUUGUUAGCAUUAAGUUAUCAUGAAAUAACAAUAAACAAUAAAACUACAGCAUUUAUUAGUCUUAAUGUUAAUUUCACCAUUUACUAAUACAUUUUUAAAAUUUAAAGUUGUAUUUGUUAACAUUAAUGCACUGUGAACUAACAUGAACAAACAAUUGCAUUUUUAUUAACUAACAUUGACAAAGAUUAUUAAAUGUUGUAAAAAUAAAUUGCUCACUGUUAGUUCGUUAACUAAUCUUAACAAAUGAACCUUAUUGCAAAGUGUUACCUGUAUUUUUAUCUUUUUGUUAAUUAUUGUACUGACUUUGCUGAUUCAAAUAAAAAUAAGAAAAUAUUUUUAUAGUAAAGCAGUAAAAAGUUCAAUAACUACCCUAAUAAAAAUCAGCAAAGUAGUGGGAAUUAGAAACGACUGCAAAAUAAAACAUUUGGAUGCGUUACGGUAAUGAUGUUUUUUUGCAUUAUGGUAAUGAGAAUUUGCGGGUGCAUAAUUGUCAUAAAAAUAACGUCACAAUGCAAAAAAUCAUAAUGGUCCGAAAAAAUAGACUUCAUCUCUUUGUAAAAACCUGACACAUAAUUUCUUAUUUUCUUUUGAUUUUUGGGCUGAAAUAUGACCUGCACAUGUUUUUCGUGAGAUUCACCUAUAAAUCUACCCACCGACGGGGUGAAAUCUGCCCAGAUGUGAUUUUUAUGACUUUGUCCUUCUCUGCUCACCUCUGAAAUGGACAGUUUUAAACGUUCUACGCUCUCCAGACCCGAGAAGCGUCAAGGACAAACGUGUAAAGACUCAUUUUGGGUGGUGUUUCACCACUACUGUACAGAGCAACAGGUGUGUCUCUCUCACCAGCACAGAGAGAGACCAAUCAACCACUGACCCUCACUUCUCACCACACAGAGAGAAAACCUAAUGUUGGACUAUUCCAGAAGAUGUAAAUACAAACCUCUUGCUCUCUUUUUACCGUUAUUGUUACAUUAUGAUUAUUUUUUUUGCAUCGAGAACUGUCUCCAUAGCUGUGGAAAUCUUAUGGACGUGUGAUGUCUGCGUUUGGAAUCAAUACCAAGUCAGAACACAGACUCAUUAUAUGUGCAACUGAGCCAUGCAAUACCAGUGUGAAUGACCCUUGACCCUGGAGCCGCCCCUCCUCUGUGUGAUGUACAUAUGCAAUGCCUUCUGUUUGUGACGACAGGCACGUGACGGUUAUUGUGUGUGGCAAUAUAUGAAUUGAAAAAUAUUUCCUGAAAUGACACAAAAUCAUUGGAGGAAUGACGAGUUGCUUUGGUUUCAAUCCCAUCCUGUUUGUACCCAAUCCAGUGAACGUUUUGGAAACUGCCGUUGUUCAUUGCGGUUCUUCAUAGCGAAUGAUAUGAGUGUGUGUGAUUGUUCGUUCAAGUUUCAGUUGUUAUUUUCACGCUGUGACGCAUUCGGUCAAGCUAACAGGAAAUCCUCAUUGGGUUUUCUAAUGUUGUUCCGAUGACUGAGUUUGUUUUUGUUUUCUCGUUUUGUUUUGUUUUUCAGCGUAUUUUUGUACUAUAGAUGUAAUUUAGUUGUAUUUAUUUUCGUAUGUUGGGAUGAAGGACGCUGUCAGCCGCGUUUAUUAAGUGCUCUCUCUCCCUCAUUAUUUUUUAUACCUUUCCUUUAGUCGUUUGCCUGUUUUGUUUCAUACCAAAACUCUAGGGCAAGUGCCAUGUAGAGGACUUGCAUUGCCAUUUGGUAGUAUUUAUUUUAAGUUAUAUUAAAAUGUUCAAAUUUC
Messenger RNA from Megalobrama amblycephala (Wuchang bream), 4729 nucleotides. It is a transcript of the gene akt3b, whose product is annotated as v-akt murine thymoma viral oncogene homolog 3b. Gene Ontology annotation, biological process: protein phosphorylation. Gene Ontology annotation, molecular function: protein serine/threonine kinase activity; ATP binding. NCBI's taxonomy places the organism in Eukaryota, Metazoa, Chordata, Actinopteri, Cypriniformes, Xenocyprididae. The transcript is spliced from 15 exons. The record is from RefSeq and is a predicted model, not a curated record. The coding region runs from base 545 to 1984 and encodes 479 amino acids.